CCCGCCCCUUCUUCUUCCAUUUCUCCACCACCUCCUAGUUUGCCCGUGCGCCUAAACUAACAAAUAUUCUUUCUCUCUCUCUCUUCCGUGUCCCACAUACAUACACUUAUACUUUCAGACUUCAGUUGUUAGGCAUGGCGUCUUCAGGCAGUGGAACCACCACCACCACUAGUACGACCACCGGGGGCGCAGGAUCGCCGUGCGGGGCGUGCAAGUUCCUCCGUCGGAAAUGCGCGGCGGACUGCAUCUUCGCCCCUUACUUCUGCUCCGAGCAGGGCCCGGCCCGCUUCGCCGCGAUCCACAAGGUGUUCGGCGCCAGCAACGUGUCCAAGCUGUUGCUCCACGUCCCUCCCGCCGAUCGCUGCGAGGCCGUCGUCACCAUCGCCUACGAGGCCCAGGCCAGGCUCCGCGACCCUGUCUACGGCUGCGUCGCCCACAUCUUCGCCCUCCAACACCAGGUGGCCUACCUGCAAGCGCAGCUCAUGCAAAUGAAGGCUCAGCUGGCGGGAAACUGCUUCAUGGAUUCACCACCGCGUAAUAAUAACAAUAACACAGAAACUAAUCAGUAUCACGGCAGCUGGCAGGAAAACAACGACACUUCUACUAAUACUGCUACUGCUCCUGUGGCUGUAGAAUGGGGAUCCGCGGCACCAUUCUCAGCAGCUGCGGCCGACUAUCUCCACCGCAAUUACGGUUUCAACCCUACUAGUAGUAUUGUGUCGCCACAGAGCUCCCCUGACUCUGCCGAUUAUAGCCGUGGGGCGGAUGAUCUGCUGCAACAUAUGAUGUUCCAGAGCUCGGCAUAUGCUAGUCAUAAUAACCCCAAGAAAAGACCUUACAACAACGAACUUGGUGAUCUUCAGGCACUGGCUCUCAGGAUGAUGAGGAACUGAUGAUGACGCAUGUUCAUCAACGAUAUAUCAUCUUUUUUAUUUUCUCUAAUGCUUAAACCAAAAGCCUACCACGACGUAACUAAUUAGAGCCAAUCUUUUUUUAUUUAUAUACAUGACACUUUUUAUUCCGCAUUUGGUUACUAUAGAGCUGAUCAAUUAAGCUCCACACACUUGACUAGUACUUGUUGGUUUGUACAUAUGCUGAGUGAUUAAGGAACUCAUUCGAAACUUUGGGUUGUAUUAAUGUGGGGAAAUAGAAACAAUUAGUAUGG
Linum trigynum is the source of this 1165-nucleotide messenger RNA. The record is from the annotation of a GenBank genome assembly. NCBI's taxonomy places the organism in Eukaryota, Viridiplantae, Streptophyta, Magnoliopsida, Malpighiales, Linaceae.